Messenger RNA from Hibiscus syriacus, 1334 nucleotides. Its product is annotated as serine/threonine-protein kinase WAG1-like. Gene Ontology annotation, cellular component: cytoplasm; nucleus; plasma membrane. The transcript has a single exon. Lineage: Eukaryota; Viridiplantae; Streptophyta; Magnoliopsida; Malvales; Malvaceae. Gene Ontology annotation, biological process: protein phosphorylation. The record is from RefSeq and is a predicted model, not a curated record. Bases 12 to 1295 code for a protein of 427 amino acids. Gene Ontology annotation, molecular function: ATP binding; protein serine/threonine kinase activity.
GCUCAUCAGCCAUGGAAGAAGAAACUUAUUUUCCCGACACCGAUCAUCUGGACUUCAGCUUCACUUCCACCAUUACUAACAAAAGCUCUCUUUCCUCUAGCGCUCGUUCCAGUUUCAGCUGCAAAGAAUCUCCCACUAAUGCUCCGACCCUUUACCGCCACAUAUGGGAUCCUCGUUUUGCAGAAAUUAAAGCAGCCGCCGCCCUUUCCGCCGACGGAAACCUCCAACUCAGCCACCUCAAGCUUAUCCGCCAUCUGGGUACGGGAAACCACGGCAGGGUCUUCCUCUGUCAGCUUAAAGACCACGGCGGCGGCGCUUUCGCUCUGAAAGUAAUCGACAGGGAUUCAUUGAACGGAAAGAAAGUUUCCCACGCUGAAACGGAGGGGAAAAUCUUAACCAUGUUGAACCACCCGUUUCUCCCGACGCUGUACGCACGUAUUGAAGCUUCUCACUAUACUUGUUUCCUUAUUGAUUUUUGUCCCAACGGAGACCUUCAUUCUCUUCUACGUAAACAGCCCGGGAACCGGUUCUCUUUGCCGGCGGUACGGUUUUUCGCGGCAGAGGUUUUGGUUGCUUUGGAGUAUUUGCAUGCCUUGGGGAUCGUUUACAGGGAUCUUAAACCCGAAAACGUAUUGUUACGAGACGAUGGCCAUAUAAUGUUGUCGGAUUUCGAUUUGUCUUUAGUCGCUGACGUGUUCCCCACCGUUAAUUUCUUCCGCCGCGGGAAACGGGAUCGUUCUGUCGGUGGUGGUUGUUUUGGUUCCUCUGUUGGAGCGGCUGACGACGAAGAAGUUGUUUCCGAAUUUGUCGCUGAGCCGGUGACGGCGUUUUCUCGUUCAUGCGUCGGGACCCACGAGUAUUUGGCACCGGAGGUUGUCUCCGGUGCAGGCCACGGUAACAGCGUUGACUGGUGGGCUUUCGGAGUGUUCAUUCACGAGUUGUUGUACGGAACGACGCCGUUUAAGGGUGUUAAUAACGAUGUUACGCUUCGGAACAUAGUUUCGAGUAGUAAACAAACGACAUCGCUCCACGUGGCAGAAGCGGGAAUUUCGGAGGCAAAGGAUUUGAUUGAGAAACUGCUGGUAAAGGACCCCAGCAAGAGGCUAGGAUGCACCCUUGGUGCGCAGGAUAUUAAACGGCACCCCUUUUUUGAUGGGGUCAAGUGGGCAUUGAUUAGGCAGUACAAGCCGCCGGAGAUGGUGGGUGGGGUGGUGGCCAAAAGGGUGCACGUUGGCCGUGUGAAACGGCGGCGAUGGUUUUGGAAAGGACUCGAUAGUCUGAUGAUGAGAAGUUAAAAUAAAAACAUAGUAACUCUAAUGAGUAUGAUUAUGUUU